UGAAAAUGAUUAAGUAGCCGUUUGAUUAGCGCCUCCUACUUUCAAAUUCAAAUCUUAUCCCCUCUUUUAAUAAUCUCACAUUCACACUCACAUCUCCCAAAAAAACACACAAACCACAAACAAACCUCACACAUUCAUUCACCGUUCACCAAUGCCAACGCCUCGGUGCCCAGUCGCCGGAGACCAUAAGCUCCGGCCAAAGUCCGGCAGAACACCUCUCCAGCAGCUCAACUCUCCGGCGAAUCAUGUCACCGACUCCUCUUCACACACCAAGCCAGCAAAGCAAACUCAGAUCGAGAUCUGCAUCGCCGACCAGUCAAACAAAGAGAACAUCCUCCACCGUCCGACUCAGAUCGAAUCUCUGGACGCGUCGCUCGCGGAGGAGCUGAGCGCGAUCAGGAAGAAGAUGGAGAGGCUGAGGUCGGACGGAGAGAGAACGGAGAAGAUGCUGAGAGAGAGGGACUUGAUGUUGGAGAUGAAGAUGAAGGAGGUCGAAGAGAGAGGAGAGAUUCAGAAGAGCCUCGAAAUCGAGCUCGAUAGAUUGUACAGAUUGAAGCAACUCCAAUCUCAAUCUGUGAGAGUUUCUACGAUUCGAUCUCUAAGAGAGAAGGAACAAGUAAAGAAGAGUAGUGAAAGGCAAUCACCUCCAAAUUCGGAAAUGACUGUGGAGGAUAGAGAGGAAUCAGAAUUUGGUGAUGAAAGCAUAAUACAGAGUCCGGGUUCAGCUUCGUCAGCAAUUAUAAUAGAGAAAUGAAAGUUUCUCUAUAAAAUUAGGCUUUUAAUUUUUGGUUUUUUUUUUUUUUUCAAUGAUUUCUUUUACGGUUCACUUUUACUUGGAAAAUGAUCAUUUCCCUCGUUGUAGAAUUUGAAGAAACUUUAGAAAGGAAAAAAAAAGUAAGAAUAUAAUAUUUCAUUGUUUAUCAGCUUGUACUGUCACUAUUUUGUAAUAGAUUGAGCUCCAAUUUUGAGAC
Molecule: messenger RNA, 971 nt
Organism: Quercus robur (English oak)
Lineage: Eukaryota; Viridiplantae; Streptophyta; Magnoliopsida; Fagales; Fagaceae
Exons: 3
Coding region: 152-754 (200 amino acids)
Source: RefSeq, a predicted model, not a curated record